AUGAGCUGCUGGAUGUUCAUUGGAGGAUCGGCAUAUGUGCUGCAGGAGGCCCAGGUGCACCUCAUUGAUGCCGGGGUCUGUAACAGCAGCGGCUGGUACAGAGGGGCCAUCCACACCCACAACAUCUGUGCUGGCUAUCCGCAGGGUGGCAUCGACACCUGCCAGGGGGACAGCGGUGGGCCUCUUGUGUGCCAAGACAAGAGCGCUGACUACUUCUGGCUUGUUGGCCUGACCAGCUGGGGGAUGGGCUGUGCGAGAGCAAAGAAGCCCGGAGUCUACACCUCCACCCAGCACUUCUACAACUGGAUCCUGGAACAGAUGGGCCUGCACACAGCAGUAGCGACUACUGCAAGGCCGCAGCCAGCCUUCACCUCCACCCCCGUUCACAGGCCAACACCAACAGAAGCAGGAAGGUUUAUACCCUUCCCAUUUAGAGGUCAGAAGCUGUGGGAUUUCCUUUCUUGGCUGCAGAAGUUGGUGCAGUUCCUAAUAGGAGAAAAGGUUUGAUUAGCCGGACAGAGAGGAUCCAGGGCUGGCUGCAGCGCACCACCACCAUUUCCCGCUGGGGCAAUGCCUGCUGAUGCAAAGGCAGCCUCAGUGUCAAAGGCCUGCUCUGUCCUGCCCGCGCUCCUCUCAACGGAAGAGCUCAGCUGGCUGAGUCCCUGCAAUAAAGUGUUUCAGUUCUGUGGCUAA
Molecule: messenger RNA, 693 nt
Organism: Falco peregrinus (peregrine falcon)
Lineage: Eukaryota; Metazoa; Chordata; Aves; Falconiformes; Falconidae
Product: acrosin-like
Exons: 2
Coding region: 1-507 (168 amino acids)
Biological process (GO): acrosome reaction; proteolysis
Molecular function (GO): serine-type endopeptidase activity
Source: RefSeq, a predicted model, not a curated record